AUGGUUGGAUGGGAAAAUAAUUAGCUUCAUUAAAAAAAGUGCGCGAUGGAAGCGAAAAACUGUAGAAAAAAUCAAGAAUCUUUUCAUUAAAAAAAAAAAAAAUUCAUUAUAUAAUUAUGUAUUAAAAUUAUGUGUGAGUAGGUUUAUAAAAAACUCAUAAUUUACCUACUGUUAUACACACUGCUAGUCGGAAAACAUUAUUAUUGCAAUAAUUCAAAGUGAACUAACUGACAAGCUUCGCCUAUAUAAAAAUCAAACAGACAAUCCAACAGUAAACCCGAAAAUUCAUCUCAACUCAUUUCAUCCCGCCACCUUUCCAAAUGAAAUCAGCGCGCGAUCUCUCCAGGUUGCGGCAAAAAAGAAAUUUAAUCUACUAAUAAACAUGCAAACAAGAACGCACCGGCUACCUGUUGCAAGCGCCCGAGCCGCGCCGCGUCUCCGCCAAUCAGCGGCCAGCGGCCGCCCAUGCUGCUCUCUCAUUGGUCGAAUGUUAGAGGGGGCUAACGCAAGGGGGGAAGCAAGGCCGAGGUCUCGUCGUUUUAAACAUGACACUGGCAAGAAAAGCACCGCAUUGAGCUUUCGGGAGCUUUUCACGCGUCCGCGAGAAACAAAUGAGUUUCGAAAAUUCAAAAUAAUGUGUAUGUGAUUCGAAAUUUGAAUUAACGUUCGAAAAUGUCGUUGGGUAAGCAGCCCGCUGAGCAUAUAAAGCGGCCAAUGAACGCUUUUAUGGUGUGGUCGAGGGGACAGCGGAGAAAGAUGGCCCAGGACAACCCGAAGAUGCAUAACUCGGAGAUCUCGAAGCGUCUUGGAGCUGAAUGGAAACUGCUGACGGAGAUGGAGAAACGGCCGUUUAUAGAUGAAGCGAAGCGGUUAAGAGCCCUCCACAUGAAAGAGCAUCCCGACUACAAAUACCGUCCACGGCGAAAACCCAAAGCGCUCGUCAAGAAGGAGCCAAAAUUCGGGUUCAACAUCAGCGGGCUGAUGGCGCCGGUGCCACGGCUGUUGCCGCCGCCGUUGCCCAUGCCGUUGGACAAGCCUGAGCUAAGCCGCGCGCUGUUCCCGCCGCUGUACCCGUUCUACCCAUUCAAGCUGCCUCCUGAAGAUGGGAAGCUGGCGGCGGAGCUGGCGCAUUUGCAGGUAAUGUCUGCCCUCUACGGCGGUGCGUUAUACGGCAGCUCGCUAUACAGCAACUCACUAUCCCCCUGCGGCUGCCCCCCGCGCCGCACGCCCUCGCCCCCCGCGGACGUCAAGCGGCCUGUAGCCUACGUUCUCAUGAAGGACGAGGAGCCGCCGCAGCACGUCAUAUGAAGGCCGGUGGCGCUCCCGGCCCGCGCCUGGCCCGGGCCCUGGGAGCGGCCUUCCACGUCCAUGCCAGAACGGGACAUGUCCUCUCCUGACAGCGUUUAAAUACAGCCAUGACACCACUGGCCUUGGGAAGGCCUCCAACUUCCAUGCCACGUGGGAACACGUCCUUUCCUGAUAGUUUUAACAAGGUUAUGAUGCGGGUUCACGUCCAUGCUGGGAAGGGACAUGUCGUCUCCUAGCAGCGUUUAAACACGGCCGUGAUGAGGGCUCUGGGAGUGGCUUCAACGUCACGCCCGUCAUGUCAACGCCCGGACGGGGAAAUGUCCUCACUUGAUAGCUUUUAAACACGAUCGUGACGUAAGCACGGUAAAGGCGCUAUUUAAUGAUAAAUUGAGAUAUCUUUGACACAAAAUCGACAUUAACCAAAUCUGUUAUAGAUAUGAGGGUGCUCGAGCGUGCGAGUAUCGUGUUAACAUCAUAUCAGUGACAGAUUUUAAAAUUUGAAUGCCGUUGUAAUUCAGAGGGAAGUUCAAGGAUAAUAUUUUAGUGAUUUUUGGGUUUUACAUGAAAAAUAACCGAAUUCAAAUCCAAAAUGAAUAGCUUUUGUUUCUAAAUCAAGAUUUAACUAGGAAAUGUCCAAAACAAUUCAAAUUCUAUGUCAUAAACAACUAGUUCACUAAACAAUACUUUCAUGAGAAUCAUAAGUUUCGUAAUUGCUGAGAUAAAUCGAAACAAACGCAUUGUAAAUUUUAGCAUCAGGCGCCAAAAUUUACUAUGCGUCGUCUUAACAAAAUAGCGCCUUUUCUGUUAUCAGUACACGAUCGUGUAGGCUAGGUAAGACUGACUGAACCUUAGUGCAAUGACUAGACACUGCCAAAGUGCUAAAAGUGCUCAAGUGACCGAAUAAAGUGCUAAGUGCAAUCUUAUGAAAGUGCAAUGUAAGUAUGUUGAAUAGAUAACAUAUCAUAAUUUAGUAUUAAGCUAAGUGUUAGUAAAGUAUAUGUCAAUUUGUAAAAAGACUUUCAGCAAUACUCUGCACUGUAUAAAAAUGUUUAGCAAUUUUGAAAUAACAGAUAUCAUAUUGCGUCGACCGUCUAGUGGCGCAUUGGAGAAUUGUGUCCUCUAAUAAAUCAAUUAAUUUGGCCGUUGGCCGAUCGCCUCGACUGCUCACAAAAUACUGGGUUGAUGUGGUUAUUGGGAGGGACAAAUAGGGUAAGACUAUUUGUCGCUCCCAAUAGGGCAAACCUGGGCUAUUCGGUGAUACUUGGUUAUUCAGUAAUAGUCAGUUUUAUUGUCUUUUAGCCGAGUUGCCCUGUAAUUUUAUUGCUUAAAACGACGUCUAAGAAAUAGCACAAAUGUGACUAAUGUGGUGUAAUAUGGUUCCAAGUCAUAAAAUUACCAGGUAACUUGGCUAAAAGACAAUAAAACUGACUAUCACUGAAUAACCAAGAAUCACCGAAUAGCCCAGGUUUGCCCUACUCACUAGGUUAAGUUUCCUGUAGAUAGAUAGUUCAUAUGACUAACAUAGAUUUUUAAGAACCUAAAUUACUAACCAAUUUCUAUGGAUUAUGGUCCGAAA
Cydia pomonella (codling moth) is the source of this 2884-nucleotide messenger RNA. Its product is annotated as transcription factor SOX-14-like. Gene Ontology annotation, biological process: regulation of DNA-templated transcription; anatomical structure morphogenesis; cell differentiation. Lineage: Eukaryota; Metazoa; Arthropoda; Insecta; Lepidoptera; Tortricidae. Gene Ontology annotation, molecular function: RNA polymerase II cis-regulatory region sequence-specific DNA binding; DNA-binding transcription factor activity, RNA polymerase II-specific. The record is from RefSeq and is a predicted model, not a curated record. The transcript is spliced from 4 exons. The coding region runs from base 673 to 1308 and encodes 211 amino acids.